Molecule: messenger RNA, 7204 nt
Organism: Apodemus sylvaticus (European woodmouse)
Lineage: Eukaryota; Metazoa; Chordata; Mammalia; Rodentia; Muridae
Gene: Mapk1ip1l
Product: mitogen-activated protein kinase 1 interacting protein 1 like
Exons: 4
Coding region: 151-1158 (335 amino acids)
Source: RefSeq, a predicted model, not a curated record
GCCGGCCUCCCCGCUUCCUUUUCCGGUGCCAGGAGGAGUCGUGUUGUUGCCGCCUCGGUCCAUCAGGCCUUCAGCGGUUCUCCAUUGCCCGUCUCUCUGGACUCACCGCCGCCACUGUGCUGCGCCUAGGACGCGGAUCCUGCCGGGAAAAUGUCAGAUGAAUUUUCGUUGGCAGAUGCGCUACCUGAACAGUCCUCUGCCAAACCACCUGCUGUGACCAAUACAAAAGCUGGCCAUUCUCCUCAAGGCUGGCCAGGCUCCAGCCCGUGGAGUAAUCCAAGUGCUCCACCGGCAAUGCCAUCUGGACUCCCACCGAGUAGUGCAACACCUUCUACUGUGCCUUUUGGACCAGUACCAACCGGAAUGUAUCCCUCCAUGCCUCCAACCGGACCACCCCCAGGACCCCCAGGACCCUUUCCUCCUUCUGGACCAUCAUGUCCCCCACCUGGUGUUCCUUAUCCAGCCCCUGCUGUGCCAGGCCCUGGCCCCACAGGGCCAUAUGCUACACCAAAUAUGCCUAUGCCAGAGCUACCUAGGCCAUAUGGUGCACCCACAGAUCCAGCUGCAGCUGGUACUUUAGGUCCAUGGGGAUCCAUCUCUUCUGGACCUUGGGCACCAGGAAUUGCGGCGCAGCAUCCUAAUAUGCCGUAUCGAUCUCCAGGGCCAUAUCCCACUGUUCCUCCUCCAGUGUCAGGAGCACCGCCUGUCCCAUGGGGCACUGUGCCACCCGGAGCCUGGGGACCACCAGCACCAUAUCCUGGCCCUGCAGGACCAUACCCCACGCCAGGACCCCAUCCUACUCUGAAUAAUCCUUACCAAGUGCCUUCAGGACCUGCUGGUGCUCCACCAAUGCCUGGUGGCCCCCACAAAGUGAACGAAGUCCCAGGUGGCUCCCUUUCUGAUGACUCUGACCAGAACUCCCCAGAGUCCACUGGACAGAUGAAGCUUCUGAAGGUAGAUGACAAACCCAUCAGGAAAAGACGUCCCAAGAGGAAGAGUAAGCCAGUGACUUGGGGAGACAUCAAGAAUUUAACUUAUCAAGCUGAGACCUUGGGGAAACAACAAGGAUACAAUACUAAUGACCCAAAAAUGAUGCUGUUGUGUUUAAUAACUAUAUUACAUGUUAAUUCUCAGCAUGACCAUUCAGAUCCCAAUUGAGUUGUUGGGAGAGAUAAAGUAAUAAAUAGUGUAAUGUUGUUCUGCCAUGCUAAGGAUUUUUUUUUUUUAAAUCCUUUGGGACCAGUUGUCUAGACAAAGGAUGGUAUGCAAAUAUUUAAUUGUGCAUUUUGGUGGGACUUAAUCUAACUUAUCAGUCCACACGCAGUAAUAACAGGUUUUUAGCAUAACUGAGUACUCUUUUAAAAGCUCUGAUAAUGGGAAUUAAAGUUAUGUGAAGAUUAAAAGAGGAAUUUUUGAUGUAUUGCUUACUAAAGUUGCUAUUAUUGUCCCUACAGUGGCACAACCUGUUGCAGUGGUUUAGAAAAUAACCUGGCUAUAUGUGUCACAUGGCAGUCAACAAGACCAGUCUAUAUCAGAAGAAACACCCGGUCUAUUUCUAAAUUCUUUUUUUCUUAAGACUUAUUAUGUAUACAGUGUUUUGCCUGCAUGUAUGCCUGAAGGCCAGAAAAGAGCACCAUAUCUCAUGCCAGGUGGUUGUUAGCCACCAUGUGGUUGCUGGGAAUUGAACUUGGGACCUCUGGAAGAGCACCCACUGCUCUUAACCUCUGAGCCGUCUCCAGCCCCUAUUCCUGGACUGUCAACAGUGUUCUGAUAUGUGGUACUUUAAUGUGCCAGGUUUUUCUCAUACUGUGGACUGUCAAAUUAAUGAUUUGCAUAAAGAGAGAAAAUUUUGCAGGUACCUUUGAGUGGCCAUCAUAGUUAAGAUGGCUUUCCUCUUUCUUUGGUCCUCUCUGUAAGCUAUUCUUAUCAUUCUGCUGUGCUUGCCUGUAUUAGACUAGGCCAUGUGGGCAGUGCAUUCAACCUUGGUCACAGUUUUCUCCUUGAAAAGUAAAAUAGUGGGGAGCUGUGGGAGCGCUAGGGGCACCAGGGAUGUUAACCACACAGGGUUGUCUCCUCUAAGGAGGAGAUAUAUGACCUGUUUUCCUCCCAGAAGACUGGGAGUAGGUGUGGUUAAUGACCCGGUGACCUUUUCGCUGUCUGUGUGGCCAAGACCACACUAGGCCCUCCCCCAGACACUUCUGGUGAACCUGUCUAUCUGUAGAAUUUGCCUUUAUGGAAAAUGUCAUGUGUAUUUUUACAAAGUGUUUUUAUGUAGUCUUGUCUUAAGCAUCAUUGUACACAUGGGAUUGAGUUAUUUAUUGCCAGGAAAUUUUUCACCAAAUUGUGCUGUGCUUAAAUAUGCCUAAACUAAGGGUUGGACUCUGAAACCAGCUAUUGAGUCAUGUUGGAUUGAGCCGUCUUGCCUCUUGCAGAUCGCCAUUUGUCACUUCUGCACGGAGCAAACAAGCCAUAUGUACUGGAUGAGCCACUCACAGAAAAAAACAGUGUUUGUUUCUAGAGGCAUGUGAUUAACAAGAGCCGAAGUAAACUUAACCUAUCGGCUGUACCUGGGAGGGGUGCGAAAGCAUAUUCCAAGGACAGUUCUGUGUUUUUUGAAGAAAUUGAGGUCACAAGACUUGGUUUCUUGGCAUUUUCUCAUAAGCACUUGGAAGUCUCACAUGAUUCUAUUCAUGCACCAUGGUCUAGUAUCUUCCGUUUUGAUUUUUUUAAACCCAAGAUGUCCAGAGUAGUUUUGUUUUAAGAUGUUGAUAAAUCUAAUUAUCAUUCGAUGCAUGAGUAUCCUAUAAGUAAACAAAUGAUCAAUACAAUAAACUUAGGUGAGAGCAUUGUGAGUAAGGUGCCUCACUAAGAUCAAGGGUCCAAUCCAGCACCGUCAACGUCUAGUGCGUUGGGGUCCUUGCAUAGUGUCACAGUAAUCAGAACGUGGGGUGCAGAGCAACUAUGAACCACUGCAUACUUUAUUGAAUGUUCCAGCAUCUUUUAUAGACAAGCAGAAUAAAGAGUUCUCACAGCUUCUAAUUCUCAACAGCUUGUUUCUCAAGCAGUAGGUUACCUAGGUUCACGGUGACCCAAACCUCCUGCAGACUAAGAAAUCUGUCAGCAGUCCAGCUCUUCUAAGCAUUGAUUAGUUUAAUUAAAAUGAAAGACUUUCCUCAUGAGAAGGUGUCAUGAAGGCCACUUCUCAGGCUUGCAGCUAACUUGGCAGAACAUCAGGAUUCUCCACUGAGAAAGUGUGCCAUCUCGGUGUCCAGUGUACUGGGAUUCACAGGUAUCCCAAAGUCACCUUGCAGUUAGCAAGCUGGGAGCAGUCACCUCAUGCUAUUUCUCUACCAUUUUUAUUUUUUAAUUUAGCCUCUAAAAGUGUUUGCCAUAAGGUACGUGUUUGCAAAAUGUUUUUAUGAAAGCAACACUUGUAAAUAGCCAAUCCAACAAUGCUAAUCAAAACAAUGCUAAGAAGUAAAACAACAUUGUCUCCUCCAGUCACGUGAGUCACACUCUAUUUGUUUUAGGAUCCGUGUCAGACGGUUUAUCAGCUAAUAUUUGAGCAAUAUCAGACACAUCAUCAGAUGGAAAUUGUUUUUUUUUUUUUUUUACCACCAGCACUUGGUAUUGUAAUUGUUCAAUAUCCUUUCUAAUAGUAGAAUUUCCUUUCAAAUAUUGUUGAUCUUUUUCCAAUCUUGACGGCUGGCAUUAUGUUGAAAAUUAGUAACCCAAAAUGUAGUAGAAUUCCAUUUACAAUUUAACUGGAGCUGUUGUUGCACACUCAAUUUUUUUUUUUACUUAACCAAAAUACAGUAGAUGCUUCAAUGCAUCUACUUCUGUCUUCAACCUUAAGUCGAUGUCUACCUGACGAACCCACAAUUCAUGAGAGUACUUGUGUCAUUGUUCUACAAAAUGUUGAGUUUGGAAAGAAGUAUGCAAAGCCACACCAGCUCCUGAGGCUGUGGACUCAGCAAGAAGACCUAAAAUUACAGCAACAGCUCCUAACAUACACGUUAGUUGUUCUUUAGGAAUCUUUUCAGGAGCUAUUAUUGAUUCAAAUGGUUUAAAUACUUCUGGUUAAAUUUGCAAAACAUUUUCUAGUUCCACCAUGCUAAGUCCUGCAAAAAGAAUAUCAUCCAUAUAAUGAGAACUGUAUAAAUAAGGAUAAUACUGUCUAAUAGGACAGAAAGCAUUCUCGACAUAAAUCUGACAUAUAGUAAGAGAAUUCAUCAUUUCUUGGAGGAGUACUUUCCAUUAAUAUCUUUAGUGUGGCCCCCUAUUUAUAUGAGGUAUUGAAAAAGCCUUUUCUCUCGUUGCAGUGAACAGGAAUGGUUUAAAAAAAAAAUUCUUGCCAAUCAAUUACAAUUACAGGCCAAGAAGAAGCUAACAUAGAUACCUGAGAAAUCCCGGGUUGCAAGGUUCCCAUGGGAUAUAUAGUAGAAUUGACUCCCCUUAAGUCUGUUAACAACCUCUAUUUUCCAGACUUCUUAAUCACAAGAAUAGGGGAAUUCCAUGGAGAUGGUUCUAUUUGUUCUUUCUGAAGUUGCCCCUCAACCAAAGACGGUGCAGCGUCCAGUUUCUGCUUUGUUAAAGGCCAUUGUUCUUUAGGGAUUCGUUUUUCCAUAUAAUUUUUAUAGACACCAUCCAUGGAGUAUUAAAUGUUAAAAGAGCACCCCAUUGCUCCAAGACAUCAGUUGCAAAAAUACUAACAGGUACUUAAUAAGAAAGAUUUUAAAACAGUUUGCCCAUCUUCAGUAAUUAUAGACAUGACCUAACACUUUGUUUAAUAGCUGCCACAGGUUGAGAACCAAUACCUUUUAUUUCACAAGGUAAUUGUUGUACAGGCCAACUUAAAGGCCAGUCUUUUUCUGUUAAUUAUAGUAAUAUCAGACCCUGUAUCUAUCAGACCAGUAAAAGAUUUAUUAUUAAUAGAAUUUUUUAUCUGUGGCUAUUGUUACCCUUUAUUCAUAGUCCAAAAGACAUUUGCCUGAUUAGUACUUCCAAACCCCCUGAUGAGUUGCAUCAGAAUAUCCAGUGGGUAUAUAAGGUAAUAACAGUAAUUGAGCUAUCCAAUCUCCUUUCUUAAUUUAAUAAUCAACUAAUAUAGAUAUCAUAAUUAGGAGUCUUAUUAGAAUUGGUGUGUUGUAGUUCUCCAGGUUUUCUGGAAGAGGUGAUUGUUAGUUGAAGGUAAUAUAAUACAACAGGUAUCAAACACAAAUAAUUGUUGACAUCAGGGCCUCCCCUGAUUUACUGAUUGAGAGAGAAGGGUAAGCUACGCAGUUAGCAUUUUAUGGCCUUUGUGGUAUAAAUGAAUCCAUUCCAAAGAUUUAUCUUCUUAUGCUUUAUAAUACCUGGAGCAAACAAUUCAGUGGGGAAAAUAAGUUUAAAGGCAGUGAAGGUUCCACACUAUACACAAAUGUUCCUUUUAGUCUGGAAUCAGAUUUCUGUAGUUCUUCCUUUGCCUCUUAAUAUGUGAGCACUGUCUAAUGCCAUCUCUCCUUGUAUAAUUUUAAAUAAAUUGUUUAGUGCAUAAAAGUAGGUAUUUCUAAAGUCUCCUAAUGGUCUUUGAAAAAUGUUUUUAAAUUGUCUUGUCUAAUAAGUGUUUCUUGUGGUCUAACAGUUCUGUUAACUAGUUGUCCCAAAUAUUGUACAGAAUCUGAUCUGUGCACCUCAGGUGCAAUAAGAAGUACAUUUGUAUGUAGCAUGUCGUGAGUCAUGUCAUAUGGACUGUAGCUCUUCCUCUUUGGAAGUGGCUAAGAGCAUUCAUUCAUAGAAGCCUAAGAGAAAGCCUGCCUCACGGCAACUCCACGCGGUGUUGACAGAUAGCAGGGGAUUUUGUCACGUCUUGAAAUUAAUACAAUCCAUUGAAAAAAAACGAGAAUUCCAGGGAGAAAAAGAAUUCUGUGUUCCCAUUUUCUAACUGUUCUCUGACUAACUGGUGAAAAUUCUGUAGUUUAGCUUUGAAGAACAUAGGUUUCUAAAGCAGCUAAUUUUGCUCCAUGUUUGUAGCUUCCCACAUUUCUACAAAUUUCCAGGAAGUCGAUAGCGUUUCCUAUCUGAGGUGUGAUUACUCCUUGGUGAUCAUCAUUGUCAUUAUCAAGAGCUCAGAACUUAAAUGUGCUCCCCUCUGACUCAUUUCCCAGGAGCAUCUUUCAUUCUUCCUGUGAAAUCAGCAUGGGGCUCAGCGGGAUCUGUAUGAGUGUUACAAGGGUUCUCCAAGCAAGCCACUGUCGAUAAGUCCCUAAUAUAGAAGGGCUGGCUGCUGGAGGUGUAUCGAGCCACUGAUGCUGUCGGUCCUCAUCUGCUAGUCCUCUUAGCAUUUCAGUUGAGGCAUUUCCAGGACCACCCCUCAAGUCCUGUCCCAGACCUGCACGGGCUUCAUCUAUGAGCCAUAUUUGCCACUCAAAGAAAUUGGGCAGGGCUUAGAACCAUUUUGCUAAUUAAAUGAAAAUUGCAUGGCAACCCAAAGGAUACUGAUAACAAUCCGGAGCGAUAGGUCCGUAGGAAGUGCAAGCCUUUUCAAACCCUUAGUUGUGUCCUUCCCUAAAGUUUCCUUAUUCUGGAAACCAGGCAUACUUGCAAGCAAUCUAACAGUUAGAAUUUUGGUACGCUCCUCCUUUCUUUAAAAAACGAGGUACAAGCUCUGCAUCAGAGAAAGCCUCCCCUGGACCCCAUAGCCUCACUCACCUGUGGGCAUUCCUGUUCUGAGCACCACUUGUCACUGCUCUAGAGCCAGGGACUCCUGGGAGAAUAGAACUGACAAAUGAGGUGGCAUAAUGUCUCACACAAUCGCCAACUUUGAUCAGAGCAUCAGACAAUGUAUAUUCUGGGUUUGAGAGGAUUUAUGUAAGUGUACAGUCACAAGGGCAAGCCUCACGUAGUGCAGCAAGCAGAAGACAGCAGAAAUGGUUUCCAUAGAGGCCAUAAAGAAAGAAUAGCCAGCUGUAAUGAGUAAUCUGAAGUAAGCCCCUGUCUGCUACAUCUGGGAGGGGCACAAAGCAGAAUCCAAGAGCAAUUCCUGUGUGCUUUGAAGAACAGGUCACAAGACUCCUGUCCAGUUUCUUGGAGUUUUCUUACAAGCACUUAGAAAUCUCACAUGAUUCCAUUUUGGGCCGUGUUCUGACAGUUACUCUGUUGGUUCUGGUGUUCACAGACAUCCCCACAAUUAUAGAAGUUGAUUUCUUUUCCUUUUUUUUUUCUG